GGGACACUGGGUCCUGCGUGGAAAUGUCGAAAAAGUUGACCAAAUUUCAAAUCAUUCUCGACCGUGGCACCUUGCUCUAUCUGCCCGGCCAGGUGUUGUCCGGCCGGGUGUUGCUGGAAACGCAGGGCAACACGGCCGUGCUGGGGCUGCACUUUCACGUGCUCGGUGAGUGCACCGUGCAUGUGCCGAAAGGGCGCCGUGAUCGCUCGUACGAUAAGGAGAAUUACAUCGACUUCCGCAUGAAGCUGCUCGAUGAUUUCGACAACAAGCCAAUCCUGCUGUCGCCGGGCAUCCACUGUUUCCCGUUCAAGCUCGGGCUGCCAGUGUCGCUGCCCUCCACCUUUCUCGGCCGGCACGGCUGGGUGCAGUACUACUGCAAAACGAGCCUCCAGGAAACGUCCGGCAUUUCCCACAAAAACCAACAGGUGUUUAUAGUUCUAAAUCCCAUCGACCUGAACCUGGAGGUGCCCAUCAUGAGCAGUCCGAUGGAGGUGAACGUCGAUCAUCGCGUAGGCGUCGGCUAUAUCGGUGGAACCGUCCGCUGUAACGUGGGCUUGGACAAGCGGGCGUACAUUCCGGGCGAGAGCAUUCUGCUCACGGGCGAGGUGUCCAACCGGAGCAACGUGACCGUGAAGCUGCUUAAGUAUGCGCUCAUCGAGACGGUGCGAUACUUCGUCCACGGCAAGUCGGUACACCAGGAACGCCGGGAGCUGGACGCUAUCGUGCGGGAUAAAAUCAAGUCCGGCGGGCGGGAUGUACUGCAGAACGGACACCUCACCGUGCCGCCGCUCCCACCGACCAACCUGCUCGGCUGCCAUCUGAUCAAAGUGCAGUACAGCGUCUGUGUGCUAAUAGAACCGAACCUCAUGGAGCGCCAGGAAGCCAUUCGGAUUCCCAUCACGCUCGGGACGUACCCGUUCCGGCGGGACGACGAAAACCUACAGGAAUGGGUUGAUAACUAUGUGCAGUACCCGGCAGCGCUGCCCGUGUCCCGUGGCACACCGUUCGAGGUGCUACACUAGACGGUCCGCCGGGCCGCCCCACUGAACCCUUUGCUGAUUGAACCGUCCGUUGCCUUUGCGGGACCCUGAUAAUCGUGAACAAAAUUAAAUGAUCGGAUUAUGCGAAGUUCCAAAUAAUGCUCACGGUCAACGAUGCUCAUCACAUCACUCAGCAUCGAACUAGCUGUUGGGUUCUCUCUAAUGUUGCUUCCUAACCCGUGUAGCAUUAACGAGGUAGUAGUUAAUGCGAUAAACGACACUUUGCUGACAAGAAUAAUCAUAGCUUAUGGAUUACAGGAUUCGAAAUCACACUGCUGGUGUUUUACAAUUUUUGAAUACGU
Molecule: messenger RNA, 1342 nt
Organism: Anopheles bellator
Lineage: Eukaryota; Metazoa; Arthropoda; Insecta; Diptera; Culicidae
Product: arrestin domain-containing protein 2-like
Exons: 4
Coding region: 24-1022 (332 amino acids)
Biological process (GO): protein transport
Cellular component (GO): cytoplasm
Source: RefSeq, a predicted model, not a curated record